Messenger RNA from Zootermopsis nevadensis, 2546 nucleotides. Its product is annotated as endoplasmic reticulum disulfide reductase DNAJC10. Lineage: Eukaryota; Metazoa; Arthropoda; Insecta; Blattodea; Termopsidae. Gene Ontology annotation, biological process: IRE1-mediated unfolded protein response. Gene Ontology annotation, cellular component: endoplasmic reticulum lumen. Gene Ontology annotation, molecular function: misfolded protein binding; protein-disulfide reductase activity; oxidoreductase activity, acting on a sulfur group of donors, disulfide as acceptor. The record is from RefSeq and is a predicted model, not a curated record.
UAAUGCAAUGGCGGCGUGGGAGUGAAGCAGUAACGGGAAGCAUAUGUUUGACAGCUCUGCUUGAGCGUAGUGCUUAGGUUUAAUUACUGGCUAAGCCACCAAAAUUUUAUCUGUUUAACAUGUUAAUUCUUGACAUCCAACUAGUCGUAGUAGUUCUUUGCUUCCCAUUUUCUAUAGGAGACGACUAUUAUGAACUAUUGGGUGUCCAAAAAAAUGCGAAUAACAGAGAAAUAAGAAAAGCUUUUAAGAAACUGGCCGUUACAAUGCACCCUGACAAAAACCAGGCUGAUCCAGAUGCACAUACCACGUUUGUGCGUCUUACAAAGGCCUAUGAAGUGUUGAAAGAUGCUGAGUCUCGAAAGAAAUAUGAUCUGUAUGGAGAGGAAGGUGUUGGCACUUCUGAUAAGCAGAGUUAUCACUCGUGGAGUUAUUAUCGUGACAAUUUUGGUAUUUAUGAUGAUGAUCCAGAGAUUGUCACACUUAACAAGGCUGACUUUGAUCAGAGUGUUCUGAACUCACGUUCACUAUGGUUCAUCAACUUCUACUCUCCUAUGUGUUCACACUGCCAUGAGUUGGCACCGGCAUGGCGUCGUCUGGCUCGGGAACUAGAAGGCGUGAUCAGAAUGGGUGCUGUUAACUGUGAAGAGGACUGGGUUCUUUGUCGCCAGGAGGGCAUCACAGUCUACCCGUCUCUUUUUGUCUACCCUGCUAGGGAGAAGUACAAUGGAGAACGUAAUGAGGAUGAUAUGCAGAAUUUCAUACUGUCACGGCUUCAAGCAAGUGUGCUGAGGGUGGAUGACAAAGUUUGGGAACAGGAUCGUGGCAGUUCCACGUGGCUGCUGGUGCUGUGCCGAGCCGAGGAUGACGGCUGUCUGGGUCCUGACACUAGACUCAAGCUUGCUGCCAUAUUGGAAGGUCUGGUGAUGGUGGGCCAAGUAGACUGCGGCAGUAGCGAAGAACUGUGCAAGAAGUUUGGUAAAAGUACAGAAUCCUGUGUAAUUUACUGGGAACCUCUGGAACAGCAUCCAGUUGGUGUGACACAUAGAAUUUUGGGAACAGAUGCAAAGGAAAUUGCAAAGGAAGUCCUGUCCUUUCUGCCUGAGCCAUCAGCAUUGGAUAAAGAAGGAUUUGAUGAGAUGAGAAAUGGACUAAAGAUUGGUUCUCCUUAUCCAUGGGUAGUGUACUUCUACUUGGGUGAAACAACAGCAGAUAUGGAGCUAGAAUUGAAGAAAUUGCCUGGUCUGCUGCCAGACAUGCGGCUCGGGAAGGUGCAUUGUGGACGAUGGGCUGAGCUGUGCAAGGACCUGCACAUAGCACGUUACCCAUUGUUUGCUGUCUUUAAGCUUGGUGGAGGUCAUGAGAUCCAUCAUGGGCGGGAAACAGCUCAUGAUAUUGCCAACUUUGCGAGGGACAGCAGUGCUGCUCCCAAUGUCCGAGUGUUGGCUCCACCAGAAUUUCCUGAUCUCUUAAGCAGUGGCCAUGAAAGUGGAGCAUGGUUAGUAGAUUUCUAUGCCCCAUGGUGUCCACCUUGCCUUCGACUAUUGCCAGAAUUGCGGAAAGCUUCGCGGCACUUUGAUUCAUCAGUGAACUUUGGAACUAUUGACUGCACAAUUCAUGCCAGUCUUUGUCGUCAGCAUAACAUCCGCUCCUACCCUACCACCAUUCUGUACAAUAACACUGAGAAGCAGCAGUUUCAUGGAGAUCACACAGCAACUUCACUUGUAGAUUUCCUGAAAGAUCUCCUGAACCCCGUAGUGGUGAAGCUUACUGAACAGUCUUUCUAUUCGAGUGUUGGUAAGAAAUCUCCAGAUGAGCUGUGGAUGGUGGAUUUUUUUGCACCAUGGUGUGGCCCAUGUCAGCAGCUAGCACCAGAAUGGAGGAAACUUGCUAAGAUGGUGUCAAGCGUGGCAAACAUUCACAUUGGAGCAGUGGACUGUGAAGCGGAGGUCUCGCUGUGCAGGCAGCAGGGAGUGCGUUCGUAUCCCACCAUCAGGCUAUACCCUCUGGGUGGCCAGGGCCUCUCCACCAUUGCUAUGUACAGUGGCUUUCAGAGGGAUGCACACUCACUGCAACAGUGGCUGUUUGGCUUCAUCCCUUCUCCCGUUGAAGAACUCACGCCUGAGAGUUUUGAACGUCGGGUGUUGAACAGUGAACAGCCCUGGCUUGUUGAUUUCUAUGCUCCAUGGUGUGGGCAUUGCGUUGUUUUUGCUCCAGAGUUCCAAAUUAUAGCUCAGAGACUGGAAGGCAGGGUACUUGCAGGCAAGGUUAACUGUAAUGCAUUCCGACAUUUGUGCCAUCAAGCUGGCAUAUCUGGUUAUCCUACUGUGUUGCUGUACUACGGUUCUGAUCGGCAUUACCAGGGAGUCGAGAUUCAAAGUCAGUCAGCAGACUAUAUCAUCGCUCACACAGAGCAUGUUAUAUCACAGCAGCAGCACCAGGAAUCUCAUUUAUCCCAUGAUGAAUUUUAAGUUCAUAAUUUCAUACUGUGAUGAUAUAUUUAUAAGGUACCCUCUGCAGACGGCUUCAACAGAGUACAGAAUUUAGUU